AUGCUAAAACAGAUAGGAGAUCUCAAUUUAGCCAUGGAAGACUCACUGAUAGAAGCUUCUGUAAGGGAAGAAGUGUAUACCUGUUUUCUAAGGGAUCUCAGUGGGGGGACAAGAAAUGAAGCUGAGGAAUUAAACUUGGGAUUCGAGUUGCUUAAUGAUAGUAAUGAUACAGAUGCUGAAAGUACAAAAUUUGAAAUUGAAGAUUUAGAGAUAGAGUGCCUCAUUAUGCAAGAAAUUUGUGGAGUGAUUUCCGGUGAAGGCAUCAAGGAGGCUAAAGACAUGCUUAAGAAACUGUAUUCGGAAUAUUUGAAUGAAAAAGACAUUCGUAUUUCUCUCGAAACAAAAGUUAUUGAGAUGGAAAACAAAUUAAAAUUCGAGGUUGAAGAGAAGGACAGACUGAAGCAACUGGUUUCUGAGCUGGAAAUAUGUGUGACUGAAAAGGAGAAUUUAGCAACAGAGGCAUCAGCUGCUCUAGCAAAAAAGAUGGGUCAAUUUGAGCAGGUGCUUCAAGAGUUAAAUGCUGUGAAAGAAUUUGCAACCCAACUAAAUAAAAGUCUUGAGGAGAAGGAGGAGGAGUUAAAUGCUGUGAAAGAAUUUGCAAAUCAACAACAAACAUUAGCUUCUGGGUGCAACAAAGAAGUAAAUGUAGUAAAGGGCCAGUUGGCAGAAGCAUUGGCGCAAAUUGAAGUAUUGAAAGAGGAGGCAGCCCAACUAAAUAAAAGUCUUGAGGAGAAGGAGGAGGAGUUAAAAGGAGCUAAUAAUUCUGAGGAGAAAAAGGGUUUCAGCCCAAAAAGGAAAAAAAGCAAAUUUGUAACUUGGGCAGCUGCAACAAACUAUUUAAGAAAAAUGCUGAGGAGAAAUAAGUAGAAACGAAAAUGGUUGUUGUCCCAGUUGCAGAACAUACUGAUCAGGCAUAGCUUCAGGGAGGGAAAUCAUGCAGCACACCUUUUGGCAAAGGAAGCUUCCAAGAUGUCCCAUCUAAAUGUUAGGAAAAACUAUGCUAUUUCACCUACUAGUGUUGUUCACCAGCUAAGUUUGGAUAAGUCUAGUACUAUGUUUUAAGUAUGUAAGUGAAGACAAUGGUAACUAUCUAGCUAGUUUGGGUAAUGAAAGUGUCCUAAGAGACACUACUGGUACUUGUAGUAUGAUUACCCCCAGGUCGGGGUCUUAGUAUUAAUAUAAUAUCUAUCCUUCCUGUUCAAAAAAAA
Lycium ferocissimum is the source of this 1208-nucleotide messenger RNA. Its product is annotated as WPP domain-associated protein-like. The transcript is spliced from 3 exons. Lineage: Eukaryota; Viridiplantae; Streptophyta; Magnoliopsida; Solanales; Solanaceae. Bases 1 to 867 code for a protein of 288 amino acids. The record is from RefSeq and is a predicted model, not a curated record.